This is a messenger RNA of Rhodamnia argentea, 575 nucleotides long. RefSeq names its product two-component response regulator 24-like. The record is from RefSeq and is a predicted model, not a curated record. The transcript is spliced from 3 exons. Gene Ontology annotation, biological process: phosphorelay signal transduction system. NCBI's taxonomy places the organism in Eukaryota, Viridiplantae, Streptophyta, Magnoliopsida, Myrtales, Myrtaceae. Bases 61 to 510 code for a protein of 149 amino acids.
UUUCUCUCGUUUACUAUCUCCUCUUCCACAAAAGAAAAGGAGCUCCUGCGACACGAGACAAUGGCGAGCCCCAGCACUGGGAUCGAUAGUGGACGUGGCAGGGAACGCGAUAAUUCUGGAUUGAUGAGAGAAAAGCUAUCCGUGUUGAUUGUGGAUGAGGACGUGCUCACGUGUAGGGUGCUUGAGACACUUUUUUGCCAGCUCAAAGUUGCAAAAGACAUCCUGACUGAGAUUGCCACAGAUGGAAAGGAGGCCUUGGAUCGUCACCUUUCUGGAUUAUCUUUUGAUAUUAUUCUCAUGGAGAUGGAUUUGCCCAUCAAGGAUGGCCCGAAAGUGACGAGGGAGCUGCGAGCAAUGGGGGCAAAGAGCAUGAUCGUGGGACUGACUUCACGGGACUCCAAAGGUGACAAGGAAGCUUUUAUGGCGGCGGGUCUGGAUGAGUGCCUUGAGAAGCCAUUGACUGCUGAUAAGCUCAAGUCUCUUGUUGAAACCCUGGAGAAAAAGAAGUAGAGAUGUGAUUUGGCCAGCUUAUUGCUAAGGGAAGAAUAAUGAGUGAUCCUGCAAAAUAUAGAGUA